This is a messenger RNA of Microthlaspi erraticum, 252 nucleotides long. The record is from the annotation of a GenBank genome assembly. Lineage: Eukaryota; Viridiplantae; Streptophyta; Magnoliopsida; Brassicales; Brassicaceae.
AUGGAGUACAAGGCCAUUGACAGUGUCAAGAAAGUAUGUAUCAGCUACAGAUGCGCUGACAUGGAUAAGGAGAUACCAGCUUUGAUGGGAGUGUUAAAAGAUAUUUUAGAAAACGUCAUAUUUGUGCACCAAGAUGAGUCUACCUGGCCACUGCAAGAUUCUGGUACUUUGAACAAGAAGUUUGAUGAUAUUUUCUCGGCCACCAGUGUAUUAGGAAUCUUGGAGCUUGUGGUGUCAAAGGUGUGUCCAUGA